Lachancea sp. 'fantastica' is the source of this 396-nucleotide messenger RNA. The record is from the annotation of a GenBank genome assembly. Lineage: Eukaryota; Fungi; Ascomycota; Saccharomycetes; Saccharomycetales; Saccharomycetaceae.
AUGCUUAAGUAUUGCGCUUCCAAACCAGCUUUUCUGCAAUCCUUUUUGGGUCUUCGGCCAGCAGCUUUUGUUCGCGGUUUUAAAACCGAAAGGGGACCUUCUCCCCCACAACUUCCCAAAGAAGAGCAGGAGGAAUUCGAACGGCUGCAGCGUAUAGCACAAUCUCAAGAAGCGAUUGAUGCUUACAAUAAAGAAAUAGAGGAGGACCACACAAAGGAAAGCGCAAAAUCUCCAUUUUUGAAAUCUGACAUUGGAGGCUUUUCACCCGAGUUUUCCAAAACAAUACCUGAAUUUGAGGGUGACGUUAACCCUAAAACGGGUGAGCGCGGUGGGCCUAAACAGGACCCGCUCAGAUACGGGGACUACUCUUUUAACGGCAGGGUGACGGAUUUCUGA